CAACCGUGCCACUUCCUGUUUCGGCCGCGCCCCAAGCGAGCCAAUCGCCGCGCCCUGCCUUCUCUCACUUGCGAGUUUGACGUUCCUGUCGCUAGCAAAACGACGUUGGUGUUCUGCGUUGAUUUCGAGCGUGCUUUCGAUUGAUUUUCCAGGCAGCCGCUCGGCCCCCCAGAACCUUAUAAGCCGCGUCCCCCUCCGCUCUCCAUCUCUCAUCCACCACAGCUUCUCCACCCAACAGCCUCAUCUACACAACACUCAUCCACAUCAACAACUCAUCAACCAUGGCUCGUACCAAGCAGACAGCCCGCAAGUCCACUGGUGGCAAGGCCCCUCGUAAGCAGCUCGCCUCCAAGGCCGCUCGCAAGUCCGCACCAUCAACCGGUGGUGUCAAGAAGCCCCACCGCUACAAGCCCGGAACGGUCGCUCUCCGUGAGAUCCGUCGCUAUCAGAAGUCGACUGAGCUUCUCAUCCGCAAGCUGCCCUUCCAGCGUCUUGUCCGUGAGAUCGCCCAGGACUUCAAGUCGGAUCUCCGCUUCCAGUCCUCCGCCAUCGGUGCUCUCCAGGAGUCCGUCGAGGCCUACCUCGUCUCUCUCUUUGAGGACACCAACCUGUGCGCCAUCCACGCCAAGCGUGUCACCAUCCAGUCCAAGGACAUCCAGCUCGCUCGUCGUCUCCGUGGUGAGCGCGGUUAAGCUUGUCUCUUCUUGAUCACGGCUCAACAUGACUACUUGUUUGGGCCGCUGAUGGUUAUCGGGUCGGAUUUCUUUGGGCGUUUGGUUUAGCACGGUUCACGGUCUUCAACUCGGUUUAUGGGUGCAUCGGAGCGAUGCUGAGUAUGUAGUAUAUCCACGACAUUAGUGACAAGUCACUGAAUACGAUCUCAAUCGAUCA
Molecule: messenger RNA, 891 nt
Organism: Dothidotthia symphoricarpi CBS 119687
Lineage: Eukaryota; Fungi; Ascomycota; Dothideomycetes; Pleosporales; Dothidotthiaceae
Product: histone-fold-containing protein
Exons: 3
Coding region: 282-692 (136 amino acids)
Biological process (GO): rRNA transcription
Cellular component (GO): nucleosome
Molecular function (GO): structural constituent of chromatin; DNA binding; protein heterodimerization activity
Source: RefSeq, a predicted model, not a curated record